AUGCCUACCGUCAUCCACCACAGAGUCGACACCAAGCCCUUUGAGCGCCGCACGUCGCUCUCGCCUGUCUCCGCCAAGGCCCUCCUCGAUGCUGGCUACAUUGUUCGCGUCGAGCGAUCCCCCGACCGCAUCUACAACGAUGAGGAAUACGAGAAAGUUGGCGCUGAGCUGGUCCCCGCCGGAUCAUGGCGUGAGGCACCCAAGGAGGAUGUCAUCCUGGGGUUGAAGGAGCUCCCUGAGGACGACAGGCCAUUGGAGCAUGCACACAUCUCAUUUCAACACGCGUUCAAGAAGCAGGACGGAUGGGAGGCUAACCUCUCCCGCUUCGCUCGCGGCGGCGGCAAGCUUUACGACCUCGAGUUCCUCACGGAAGAAAACGGCCGCCGCGUCGCCGCCUUCGGCUACUGGGCAGGGUACGCCGGGACCGCGAUUGCACUGCUCGCUUGGGCGCACCAGAUCCUCAACCCUGGAGAGGCUCUGGGACAUGUGCCAACAUACGACUCGGCUACUGCCCUCGCUGAACAGAUCAAGGCGAACUUGGAACCUGCUGUCGCGGCCAACGGCGGCAAGUACCCUCGCGGCAUUGUCAUUGGCGCCUUGGGACGGUGCGGCAAGGGAGCCACUGACAUGUUCCGCACAGCGGGCAUCCCCGAGGACUCGAUCCUGAAGUGGGACAUGGAGGAGACCAAGAAGGGAGGCCCCUUCCAGGAGAUUGUGGAAUCGGACAUUUUCAUCAACUGCGUGUACCUUGGCCCCCACAAGAUCCCACCGUUUGUAACAUUCGAGACCCUCAACAAGGCCGAUCGCCGCCUGCGCAUCAUCUGCGACGUCAGCUGCGACCCCAACAGCGAGAACAACCCCAUUCCCAUCUACUCCACGUGGUCAACGUUCGACAAGCCAACUGUACCCACAUCGAAGGAGAUUCCCGAAGGCCCAGAGCUGAGGAUCAUCUCCAUCGAUCACCUGCCAACCUUGGUGGCGCGCGAGUCGAGUGAUGAGUUCUCUUCGCUCCUGCUUCCCAGCCUUUUGACCCUGGACAAGAGGGAUACCGAUGCCUCAGCCGUUGCCUUGACCCUGACCAUUGCCUUGACCGUUGCCCUGCCCCUGGCCGUUGCCUUGACCCUGACCAUUGCCUUGACCGUUGCCCUGCCCCUGGCCGUUGCCUUGACCCUGACCAUUGCCUUGACCGUUGCCUUGGCCCUGGCCGUUGCCUUGGCCCUGGCCGUUGCCUUGGCCUUGACCAUUGCCUUGGCCCUGACCGUUACCAUGGCCCUGGCCGUUACCUUGACCGUUGCCUUGGCCCUGGCCGUUGCCCUGGCCUUGACCAUUGCCUUGGCCCUGACCGUUGCCUUGGCCUUGACCGUUACCAUGGCCCUGACCAUUGCCUUGGCCCUGACCACUGCCCUGGCCCUGACCACUGCCUUGGCCCUGACCAUUGCCUUGACCGUUGCCCUGCCCCUGGCCGUUGCCUUGGCCCUGACCGUUGCCUUGGCCUUGACCAUUGCCUUGGCCCUGACCGUUACCAUGGCCCUGACCAUUGCCUUGACCGUUGCCUUGGCCCUGACCGUUACCAUGGCCCUGACCAUUGCCUUGGCCCUGACCGUUACCAUGGCCCUGGCCGUUACCUUGGCCUUGACCAUUGCCUUGGCCCUGACCGUUGCCUUGGCCUUGACCAUUGCCUUGGCCCUGACCGUUACCGUGGCCCUGACCGUUACCGUGGCCCUGACCGUUACCGUGGCCCUGACCGUUACCGUGGCCCUGACCGUUACCGUGACCCUGGCCGUUACCGUGGCCCUGACCGUUGCCAUGGCACUUUCCUUGACCGCCAGGAUGGUCUGUCUCCUCCGCGUCG
Messenger RNA from Emericellopsis cladophorae, 1852 nucleotides. RefSeq lists its product as uncharacterized. Gene Ontology annotation, molecular function: saccharopine dehydrogenase (NAD+, L-lysine-forming) activity. The record is from RefSeq and is a predicted model, not a curated record. The transcript is spliced from 5 exons. NCBI's taxonomy places the organism in Eukaryota, Fungi, Ascomycota, Sordariomycetes, Hypocreales, Bionectriaceae. The annotation marks the transcript as partial. Gene Ontology annotation, cellular component: cytoplasm.